AGACAAAAUGUCAAUAGAAUAAGUGACCUACCCACCAGAACUUGCCAUGAACCAUUUGGUUGGACCGCCUGAGGGGGAGGUAAGUGAAGAGCCAGCAAAAGGAGCAGUGAACGAGUCAGUGGAGGCUGACCUGGAGCACUCUGAGGUGGAAGAGGAACAGCGGUAUGCAACUCGCUACUCAAGGCAUACAAACAGCAGCCAAGGGGGCCUGUCUGGGCAGGAGGAGGAAGGAAUGUUAGCUCGGUCAGCCAGCACUGAGAGUGGUUUCCACAAUCACACGGAUACUGCAGAAGGGGAUGUGAUAGCCACAGUGGAGGACAGUUAUGACACAGAGAGAGUUCAGGAAAAUGAGGAUGAGAGCGCAUAUGCAGUGCAGUACAGGCCUGAGUCUGAGGAGUACACGGAGAAUGCCGAGGCUGAGCAUGGCGAGGCCAUUCAUAAUCGAACAUUGCCCAAUCACUUACAUUUCCAUUCCAUUGAACACGAGGAAGCCAUGAAUGCAGCCUACUCAGGUUAUGUCUACACACAUCGGCUCUUCCACCGAGGAGAGGAUGAACAGUAUGCUGAGCCUUAUGCCGACUACGGACUGCAGGAACAUGUGUAUGAGGAGAUAGGGGAUACACCAGACCUCGAUGUUAGGGAGGGGAUCCAACAGUAUGAGCGGGAAAGGGAGGAAGACGACAAUUACCGCAAGGAGGCACUUGGUGCCCGCCUUCACCAUUAUGAUGAACGGUCUGAUGGAGAGUCUGACAGCCCUGAGAAGGAGGCAGAGUUUGCACCCUACCCAAGAAUGGAUAGUUACGAACAAGAGGAGGACAUUGAUCAGAUUGUAGCAGAAGUGAAGCAGAGCAUGAGCUCCCAGAGCUUAGACAAGGCAGCUGAAGACAUGCCAGAGGCGGAGCAGAGUUUGGAACAUGGUCAUGCUCUUGCCGGUGGUGGGCAUGAAAGUAAUGGCCAGCUCCCAGCUGGUUCUCGAGUUACACCCAGCUCAGGAGAAUCUGUACAGAGGUACAGCAAGGAAAAGAGAGAUGCAAUUUCACUCGCCAUCAAGGAUAUUAAAGAGGCUAUUGAGGAGGUGAAGACAAGGACCAUCCGUUCUCCUUAUACCCCUGAUGAACCUAAGGAGCCUAUCUGGGUCAUGAGGCAGGACAUCAGUCCAACCAGGGACUCUGACGACCAGAGGCCACUAGAUGGAGAUUCUCCAUCUCCAGAUUCCUCUUCACCUCGGGGUGCUGAAUCGGCAAGUAGGCAACAUCACCAGGAUGUCUGCAGUACAGCAGAGGCCUCCACUAAUAAAGAGUCCAGAAAAAGCUUGGCUUCAUUUCCAACCUAUGUUGAAGUUCCUGGACCUUGUGAUCCUGAAGACUUAAUCGAUGGAAUCAUUUUUGCUGCCAAUUACCUUGGCUCGACUCAACUCCUUUCUGAUAAAACUCCCUCCAAGAAUGUGAGAAUGAUGCAGGCUCAGGAAGCUGUCAGCAGGAUCAAGAUGGCCCAGAAAUUAGCCAAAAGCAGGAAGAAGGCUCCAGAAGGUGAAUCUCAACCCAUGACUGAAGUGGACCUCUUCAUUUCUACACAGAGAAUAAAAGUACUGAAUGCAGACACACAGGAAACCAUGAUGGAUCAUCCCCUGCGGACCAUUUCUUACAUUGCAGAUAUAGGAAAUAUAGUUGUUUUGAUGGCUCGUAGGCGAAUGCCACGGUCUAACUCCCAGGAUAAUGUAGAAGCAUCUCACCCUUCCCAAGAUGGAAAGAGACAGUACAAAAUGAUUUGCCAUGUCUUUGAGUCUGAGGAUGCACAGCUGAUUGCACAGUCCAUAGGUCAAGCAUUUAGUGUGGCCUACCAGGAAUUCCUGAGGGCAAAUGGAAUCAACCCAGAAGACCUUAGCCAGAAGGAAUAUAGUGACUUGCUCAAUACCCAGGACAUGUACAAUGAUGAUCUGAUUCACUUCUCCAAAUCUGAAAAUUGCAAAGACGUUUACAUUGAAAAGCAAAAGGGAGAAAUCCUAGGUGUAGUAAUUGUGGAGUCUGGCUGGGGAUCCAUUUUGCCUACAGUUAUCAUAGCCAACAUGAUGCAUGGAGGACCAGCAGAGAAGUCUGGGAAACUGAAUAUAGGGGACCAGAUCAUGUCAAUCAAUGGGACCAGUUUGGUUGGUUUACCACUCUCAACGUGCCAGAGCAUUAUAAAGGGUUUGAAAAACCAGGCCCGGGUUAAACUGAACAUAGUUAGGUGUCCUCCAGUAACCACAGUCUUGAUAAGGAGACCGGACCUCAGAUAUCAGUUGGGCUUCAGUGUGCAGAAUGGGAUUAUCUGUAGCCUUAUGAGAGGAGGUAUAGCAGAGCGAGGAGGUGUGCGUGUCGGCCAUCGGAUCAUUGAAAUCAAUGGACAGAGUGUUGUAGCAACACCCCAUGAGAAAAUUGUUCACAUUCUCUCAAAUGCUGUUGGUGAGAUUCAUAUGAAGACUAUGCCAGCUGCCAUGUACAGGCUGUUGACUGCGCAAGAGCAACCAGUUUACAUCUAAAGCCGACA
Haliaeetus leucocephalus (bald eagle) is the source of this 2526-nucleotide messenger RNA. It is a transcript of the gene APBA1, whose product is annotated as amyloid beta (A4) precursor protein-binding, family A, member 1. Gene Ontology annotation, molecular function: amyloid-beta binding; protein binding. Gene Ontology annotation, cellular component: dendritic spine; plasma membrane; cytoplasm. The transcript is spliced from 12 exons. Gene Ontology annotation, biological process: chemical synaptic transmission. The coding region runs from base 47 to 2518 and encodes 823 amino acids. The record is from RefSeq and is a predicted model, not a curated record. Lineage: Eukaryota; Metazoa; Chordata; Aves; Accipitriformes; Accipitridae.